Molecule: messenger RNA, 2280 nt
Organism: Paraglomus occultum
Lineage: Eukaryota; Fungi; Glomeromycota; Glomeromycetes; Paraglomerales; Paraglomeraceae
Source: the annotation of a GenBank genome assembly
AUGAACCAAAGUACUACAAAACGACUUCAAGGACAGCAAUCAAAGAGUAUUCGUCGUCAUACUCAAUCAACGCGUGUACCAGACGACCACGAUAACGAUUCCUACUCUUCAACGGAAGAAGCAGAUUCCGUUAUUGCCAGUCGCCUAUUCGGUGAGGCCUCUGUUAAUUCAAAAAAGUUACGAACUGUAAACAACAAUACCGGCAAUGAAAGCGACAGAAACAGUGAGAGUUCUCCAUACAGAACAGGCACAGGGACAGAUUACAAACUGUCCGAAAGGGUAGUCUCGUCACCAGCCCCCUCACGACGUCCAGUAUGGAGAACUUCGACUUCCUCCAAACAAGACGAUGCAUCUAGCGACUAUUCUUUUAAUUUGUCUGCAUUAUCACCGCAAACGCAAAAUAUUAUUAACUCCAUAGCCCCUAGUCGUGGUAAUACUCCGAGCAGUUCGAGAGAUCACAAAAAACGUUUUGCUGCAGACCGAGCCAUGGUCGAUGAAAUACUGCGAGAAGCUAGAGCUCAGGCUGCCGCACGUGCAAGUACCAGUGCGUCAUUGCCAAUUACCCCUAUUAGCAACGAUCUCAGUAACAGCGCUAGUCAACCAAAGGCAGGGAUUACUAUUGAUACAGCUACUUCGCGUCUUAAAAAAGAACAGAGAUAUAUUGCGAGGUCUCCUACUUCACCACGUUCGACUCGAAAGCGAGCUGUUCUACGCAGAGCAAAUGCCAAGUUGUUUCCAGUCCAUUCAUCUCCGCAGUCGUCUGCUAGUGCUAAACAUGCAAUGGACCCUCCAGAAGUCAAUGGCAAAACACCGACAAGUAAUAUCGAAACUGUCGAAACUGGUGAACUUGACGAAAUCGAGGCACAGUUCCAAGAAACUCUGACUACGUACACAAAAAGGUUUCAGAAUUCUACAGUAGCAUUGCAAGAACAAUCUAAUCUUAUGAGGAGAAAUCAAGAUUUAUUGCAUCUUGUUGCUGCAAAGGAAGAAGAAAUUGAAAAUUUAAAGAGUAAGUUAUAUGAAGCUACCAACAAGCUAGACUCUUACGAGGCUGAUUUAAAGGACGCUAUUGCAUUUCAGCUUGAACCUCUCGCUUUAUCAGCAGAGGAUUUGAUACGUAUAGAGAGAGAACUUGAGAACCAAGAUGUUGCAUUACGCAAUUACCGGGCUGAGAAUGACAAACUUAAUGCACAAAUAAAAGAAUUGAAGGACCAAUUAACAAAUGCGGAUAAGGAAAACGAAAAGUAUUCCGCAAAAACGUCGGAACUAAUGCGAGAACUAGAUCAUUUGAGAGCAAUAAUACUAUAUGACAAGGAGAACAAAGAGCAUUUUUCAGAGGGAUUAGAAACUAAGCAAAAUAUAAUUGAGGAGCUUGUUGAGAAACUAAAAAGAAAGGAAGAACAGUUAGAAUAUUAUCAAAAUCAAUAUCUCGCCAAGACUGAAGAAUUAGAACAAUAUAUAGAGCAGGGAGGGGUACCAUCUAAUGCGACGCAGAACGGAGGUGGUGGAAGUGACGGACAUUUUACUAAAACGCCCAAUGUUGUUGGAGGGAAGUCUGGAGGAAGUGCUGGUGCUGGAGGUGGUGUUAACGGUGCUAGGGCUAUUAAAUAUCUCAAUGACAAUAUACAAUUAGAUGAUGAGAUUGAAGAUUUAUCUUCUCUUCCAAUUACGAGUGAUUUAUUGGCGUCUGGUAUAUUUGAUGCAUUGGGUGGUGAUGGUGCGUUUACAGCCAUUGAGAGGCUCAUAGCAUCCCUUGAGAGAACUAUAAUGGAAAGAGACGUGCAAUUGAGUACUGCUCAUCAACGUGCAGAAGAGGCAGAAAGAAAAUUAAUAAAUUUAUCGCGUGAGAAGAUGUCAUGGGGAAGCGGAUAUGACGGACGAUUAAAACAUCUGAAGAAAAAAAUACAACAAAUGGAAGAAUUAAUACAGAUGGAAAGGAAAGAUGCGCGUAAAUCAUUAAGUAGUCAAGCAAGUCAAGCGGACAAUGACCGCACGAGAGAGAGUAUUGGCCAUUCCGAUAACCAACAACAACAAGAAUCGAAUAACCAAUCAUUGCUUCAGCAACUAGAUUUGAUGUCACGGCAGAUAACGACCAUGGAAGAAAAGUUCAAGAAAAGAGAACAAGAUUUGCAGAAAGUGAUAUCUGAUAUGGACAAACGUUCAAAAGUGCAGCUCGAAAUGGUCAAGAAGAAGUGUCUGACCAUAAUUGGAAAGAAAAACGAUAAAUUAGAGGGCUUUAAGAACGAAUUAGAUAGUUUAAUGGAGGCUGCUGGCCAGUAG